AUGCCUUUCUCUCUCUUCUCCCGCAAGAAACCCACUCGCCGGUUCAACGAAUUCUACGCCGACUGGUCCAAAACCCUAACCGAGAACUGCCUCCCUCUCCUCCGUCAAUCCCUCUCCUCCGCCGCUUCCGCCUCCGUCCUCUCCUCCAACGUAGACCACGUCCUCCGCCACUUAGUUCUCUACUACGAAACCCUAGAUCUCGCCGCCGAUCCCAACACCGUCCCUUACCUCCUCUUCCCUUCCUGGCGCAACUCCCUCGAGACUCCUUUCCUCUUCCUCGGCGAUAUCCAUCCUUACCUCCUCACUAACCUCCUCCGCUCUUUCAUCGAUCGAGAGAAUCAAGAUUCCGACGACGACGAAAAUUCUCUCCGCCUGAUUCAAGAUCAACCGUUGAAGAUCGCCACCGCGUGGAAAGACCCGUCGGACGAGCUGGUGACGAGGAUUGAUCAGAUCGAGUGUACGAUGAGGCUUAUGGUCCCUGUUCUGAUGGAUCGUAUGAGGAAAGCUCAGAGAAGCUUCGUGUCUCGUGUCUCGGAGAAUUGGGUCUCGUCGUACCAGGCGGGAAAGAAGAAGAAGACGGUUACGGCGGUUCCGGUUUCGGCGGCGUCGGUGGAUGAGGCGGCGAAGGUGGAGAUGGAGGAGCUUGUGAGUAUCUUUGUUGAUGCGAAUAGGUUGAGGAAGAGUGUGAUCAUGGACAUUGUUGGAGCUACGAGCGAGCAUCAGGGUGCUCUGUUUCUUGAAGGUUUGUGCCAGUUUCUUGUUGGGUUUAAAGAUCAGCUUCUUCUUCAAGAUUUCGAGGUCGUUGCACACAUGCACUGCCCAAUUGACUCGAGAUUGAUUCCUUAG
Eutrema salsugineum is the source of this 846-nucleotide messenger RNA. RefSeq names its product protein INAPERTURATE POLLEN1. The transcript has a single exon. NCBI's taxonomy places the organism in Eukaryota, Viridiplantae, Streptophyta, Magnoliopsida, Brassicales, Brassicaceae. Gene Ontology annotation, molecular function: sequence-specific DNA binding. The coding region runs from base 1 to 846 and encodes 281 amino acids. The record is from RefSeq and is a predicted model, not a curated record. Gene Ontology annotation, biological process: DNA-templated transcription.